UAGAGUUUCAGAGACGCAAUUGCGUGCUUCCGCCGCUUCCGAUCCGAAAGCGCAGCAGUGAUUAUUACUAGAAUCUAGCAAAAGGGUACGUCUCGAAUUCCGACGCUCUCGGUACUCAGUGGACCGACGUCAUGAGCUUGCGGGAUGCUGGACAGUCGCUUUGGAUGUCGAUGCCGUCGUCGUACCACGACGUCCAGGCUCAUCACGUAGUCGUCGCGUACGCUGCAUGGAAUCUCUGGUCGUCCAGUCACCUCGCCGAACGUCUUUCCGACAAAGUCUUGAACUUGCUCAGUUCCUUUUCGGAACGUCUCGUGGGUUUGGUUCAAUUGGGACUCGUCCCGGACUUUUUGAUUCGCUUCGGCAUCCGCAUCCAAUUGCGCGAUCGCCUUGCGCUUCUCCGAUCGACGGAAACCACCGCCGAACAGGACGACAAGAUGCAGAUUGUCCGACAACUACACACCAUGCCUAUUGCGGUCAUGACUAAGGAAGCCAAUGAUCAGCAUUACGAAGUGCCGGCGCGCUUUUACGAUCUCUGUCUCGGGCCCUGCAAAAAGUAUUCCUCCGGACUCUGGCCGACGUCACGCACCACCUUCGAAGAAUCGGAAAUUCUCAUGCUGGAUUUGUACUGUGAACGUGCCGAACUCGAGGAUGGUAUGAGUAUUGUGGACUUGGGUUGUGGCUGGGGUAGCUUGACCCUGCACUUGUGUGCCAAGUAUCCCAACGCCAAAAUCACCUCCAUUUCCAACUCGCACACUCAGAAGGAUUACAUUCUCAACACCGCCAAGGCGAGAGGACUCAAUCACCAAAAUAUCAAGGUCAUUACGUGCAACGUCGCCGACGAUGAGGGCGCGCUACAGGUUGUCCGUGACAACGACCGGGUCAUGACGGUGGAAAUGUUUGAGCACAUGAAAAACUAUGACGAUCUCUUGCAGAAGGUGCACGGCUUUUUGAAACCCGGCGGCAAACUCUUUGUGCAUAUCUUCACCCACAAAGAUUAUACCUACCACUUUGAAGACGGUUGGAUGAGUCGAAACUUCUUUUCCGGUGGGACCAUGCCCAGUGACGAUCUACUCCUUUACUUUGCCAAGUCUUUUGCAAUCGAACAACACUGGCGCGUGAACGGAACUAACUACGAAAAGACUUCCAACGGCUGGUUGGCUUAUUUGGACCAGAAUUGGCGGAACGGAUCUCUCAAACCCGUUCUGACGGAAGCCUACGGCGUUGGGAGCGAACGGGAGUGGUACGUCAACUGGCGCCUCUUUUUUAUGGCCUGCGCCGAACUGUGGGGUUUCCGCGGUGGCAACGAAUGGAUCGUUUCGCAUUAUCUCUUUGUGAGUCGGUAA
This is a messenger RNA of Phaeodactylum tricornutum CCAP 1055/1, 1343 nucleotides long. RefSeq lists its product with no specific name. The record is from RefSeq and is a predicted model, not a curated record. The transcript has 2 exons. Lineage: Eukaryota; Bacillariophyta; Bacillariophyceae; Surirellales; Neidiaceae. The coding region runs from base 132 to 1343 and encodes 403 amino acids.